Messenger RNA from Talaromyces proteolyticus, 2636 nucleotides. RefSeq names its product fungal-specific transcription factor domain-containing protein. The transcript is spliced from 7 exons. Gene Ontology annotation, biological process: regulation of DNA-templated transcription; DNA-templated transcription. NCBI's taxonomy places the organism in Eukaryota, Fungi, Ascomycota, Eurotiomycetes, Eurotiales, Trichocomaceae. Gene Ontology annotation, molecular function: zinc ion binding; DNA binding; DNA-binding transcription factor activity, RNA polymerase II-specific. Bases 113 to 2281 code for a protein of 722 amino acids. The record is from RefSeq and is a predicted model, not a curated record.
AUUCAACACUCCUCCCAAUCCAAUAUCAAUAGCCAAUUAACAAUAUAUCACUCAAUUUCGGCUUUUUAUCAGCAACUUAGCCUUGUCAUCAAUGGGGUGACCAUCGGACUCAAUGACCCGCAAUCGCAUUGAGGAAUCGGUUCCGAGACAGCGCGUCGCCUGCCGCCGUUGCAAUACCAAGAAGAUCAAGUGCAAUGCAAGUGGAGAGACGGCAUGCAAUAACUGUCUUGCAUCCAAUACUGAAUGCAUCCUGAUCAAUUCCCAACGCGGAAGAUACACCCGCCGUCAUACCCGGACACGCGCGGCGAAUGUACCGACAUUGUCACAGCAGCAGAAGGCUAGCAUCGCAGUAGACGCCCGUCCUACAGGUUCAAAAGUACACUCCCCGAUAUUGCCCUCUUACCAGCCACAAGUUAGGUCUCCUCAGGUUGGAAGUGACGGGUCUACAAGCGUUGCAGACCGGGAUCCUAACGGGGCAUUUUACCUGCAUAUUGCAGAUCAGACGGUCAACCCGACCAACAACCAACGUAUUACCGAUAAAGUGCGCACUUUAUUUCUAGGCGAAUCUUUCAGCCUCACUUACGUCGUCCAUGAUGUACUCUCUCCAUUCUUAAGCAAUGCUCCCCGCUACAAAAAAAGACUACACUUCCCCAUAGGUGAGGGAUAUGAUCCAUCAGUUGUGGGACAGCACGAUAUUGUUCAGAACCAGAGAAUCUUAUUACAGGAGCGUAAUCUGCUUUAUCAACUGGAACCCUCAACCCUAGAACGUUUGCUUGGUGUUUUCUUCCGAUGGUUUAACCCAGCAUUUCCGAUCCUCAACCCAUCAGAAUGCAUGCAGAACUGCCGACAAAAUGAAAUGUCCCUUUUGGUGCUGAAUGCCGUUUUGAUGGUGACAGUCACCAUCUGUGAUGACGAAGAGCUCGCACUUACACGCUUAGAAAACCGGCAUCAAGCGAGGGCGGUGUUUUAUCAUCAGGCGAAGACACUUUUCGACUCUGACAUGGAGCCGGAUAAAAUUAACAGCGUCAUCGCCGUGUUUUUCUUGAGCUUCUGGUGGGGAGGGCCAAAUGAUGAGAAGGACUCAUGGUACUGGCUGGGAAUUGCGAUUGGACUAGCGCAAAGCUUGGGAAUGCAUCGAUCAACAGCAAGAUCUCACAUGAGUGAGCGCACCGCUCGUCAAUGGAGACGGAUCUGGUGGUCAUUACGAGUUCGAGAUGUUCUCACAAGUGGCUCUAUAGGUCGUCCUCAACAUUUUUCUGAGCGCGAUUGCGAUGUAGAGAUGUUGGAACUCGAGGAUAUUUAUGAUAUAUAUACGGAAGAGGAUUCGGAACAAGCGCAUUAUGCACACCAAAUUGCGCGCUUGUCAAUUAUAUUCAGCAAUAUCAUUGUUUCACGAUACGCGGCUCGCCACGCGGAUUCACUCAGUCAGAAAAUCAAUCUAGAGAAAGCACUGGACAACUUUCGUGAGCAGAUACCACGCCCUCUCCAGUAUUCUGGUAUCAACCCUGAUUCCAAAAAGGGUUUAUGGUCAGCGAUGUUAUUAAUGGCUUUCAAUUUUGGAGUUAUCCUUCUCUCUCGGCCGCCUCGGAGUAUCGAUAUCGACACAGUCAUAAAUCCUGAGUCGUGGGGAAAUCAUUUAAUGGCACAGUCAGCAUCGAAUGAGGUUACAAGACUUAUGGAAGACCUACUUUCAGCAGGAAUGGGAAGACUGUGUCAAAUUCAUACUAUACCGGCGUUAUUCAACGCCCUCGCAAUGCAUGUUUUCUCUAUAUGCAUGUCCGGUGCUAUCGGUCGAGAAUUGGCUGAAAACCGUGCUCGGACAUGUAUGCUCGGGCUGCGGUGUCUGCAAGAAUCCUGGCCUGUUAGCGGAUGGAUUCUCAAGCUAUGGGUGGAUAUAAUGGAGAGAUUAAAAGCUAAGCUCAGCUGUACACCAGCUUCAAGUGAUAUCGUCCCUCAUUCCGCCUAUCGUGGACGAGAUGUGGUAGGGGACUUUACGACGCAACAGCUACGGACACAGCUGAAUAGCAAUGGUUCACCGGUAUCACCGUCACUACCAACGACUGCUGCGCCGCCUAUAAAUGGCGGCUUUGAUGAUAUGGGAACUUUUAGAAGUAAUAAUACCCGUCUGAAUCCAUGGGUGCUUCCAAAUAACGAUUACACGCCUGGCCAGGACCAACUUUUGCCCAACAUGUUUGUUCUUGAUUGUUUCUCCCAAGACCCGGUAGCGGAGCAACUGAGCUUCUUUGACUCGUUGAAUGUUCCUGAUUGGGAUAAUAUAUAGAGUAAACCUUAUCGUUGAUCCAGAAUCACGAGUCCUGAAAGAGGGCUGGUUCCUGUGGACUAGAGUAUAUAUAGUCUAGUCUCGUCAUGCAGUCUGCCUCGCGCUCGAAAUCUUUUUAUUUGGGGUUAUUUUACAGGUCUGCGCUUUUUUAUUGGGUUAUGCAAACCAAUACAAUCACAUAAUGAACGUGUAUCGCUAAGGCUGAGCUCUUGCAGUCGAUCCGUGUAUUUGCUUUUUUUCAGAUAUAAACACUAAGCAUAGACCUUGCCCUAACACAAUAAGUUCAUUGUUAGUCAACAUUGAAGUUAAGGCCACAUAUAUGUCGACAGCAACAUUUGAAAUGCUAUCAAUUGAU